AUGUAUGUAUAUCCAUAUUAUAUUGGUGUUAGACUUGUAGAUGAGUAUGAAGCAAUUAGCGAAAAAGCACUUAGCACACCAACGAGCACUGAACAGCUCUUUCAACUUAAAGAGGAAAUGGACAAAAUUAAAGAAAAAACCUUGCCACAAAUGCAACAUGAAUUGAAAGAAUUGCUCGGAAAAUUCUUGUUCAUUUCGGAUUACAUGCAAAUUUCUCCUAUUGUCUCCAAACUGCAAACACAAGCGAUUCAAUGGUCCAAUAGAAUAUCUUAUGUCAUGGAAGAACACAUGUCUAUUGUUGCCAGGAAAGCAUUAGAAUUUAAGGAUGCUUUGAAGGUGAAACGAGUUAAACUUCAAGAGGAACUGGAUUCAUAUGCCAAACAGGUCGAAGAAUUCCAGCACUUUGGAAAUCUAGAAGAACUUCCAAAGUAUCUUAAAAGAGCCCAAGUUUUGGAUGGCAAACUUCAAGCGGCUUCAGAUAAAGCUGACAAGCUCAACAAAGAAGAGGAAAUGUUUGAGUUUGAAGUCACUAAUUAUCCUUUAAGAAAACAGAUAUCAGACAAAUUGGCACCAUACUUGCGACUUUAUGAAAGCGGAGCCGAAUUCCUGGAGAAGAAAGAAGUUUGGCUAAAUAGCCAAGUUGGCACUCAUGAUCCUGAACUGAUUGAAAAUGACGUGAUGAAUUUGUGGAGAACAAUUAUCAAAUUGGAGAAAUCGUUUGGUGAUGUCCCGUUGGUCAAGGAGUUGGUUGUGCAGAUAAAAGGAUUGAUUGACAUCUUCAAAGAACGGCUUCCAAUCAUUCAGACGCUUGGAAAUCCAGGGCUACGAGAUCGUCACUGGGAAAAAAUUUCAGAAAUAGUUGGGUUCCCUAUACGGCCAUCACCAGAGCUGACCUUGCAAAAGAUUAUUGACAUGAAUCUGGGUGAAUAUUUGAACAAAUUUGAACUAAUCAGUGAAGCUGCUUCCAAGGAACACAGUUUGGAGAAGAAUCUGGAGAAGAUGAAGGUUGAAUGGGCAGACAUUAAGUUUCAAAUUGUUCCAUUCAGGGAAUCGUAUGUUAUUUCGUCUGGUAAGCAUUUUGUAUUUCAUCAACAAUUACGUCAGCGAAACCUCAAAUACAAUUUUUUUAUCAUGAUCAGUGGAUGA
This is a messenger RNA of Folsomia candida, 1146 nucleotides long. Its product is annotated as dynein heavy chain 7, axonemal-like. Gene Ontology annotation, cellular component: dynein complex. The transcript has 6 exons. Gene Ontology annotation, molecular function: dynein light intermediate chain binding; minus-end-directed microtubule motor activity; dynein intermediate chain binding. The record is from RefSeq and is a predicted model, not a curated record. NCBI's taxonomy places the organism in Eukaryota, Metazoa, Arthropoda, Collembola, Entomobryomorpha, Isotomidae. The coding region runs from base 1 to 1146 and encodes 381 amino acids. Gene Ontology annotation, biological process: microtubule-based movement.